This is a messenger RNA of Pieris rapae (cabbage white), 8359 nucleotides long. RefSeq names its product tyrosine-protein kinase Abl (gene Abl). The record is from RefSeq and is a predicted model, not a curated record. Lineage: Eukaryota; Metazoa; Arthropoda; Insecta; Lepidoptera; Pieridae. Gene Ontology annotation, biological process: protein phosphorylation. Gene Ontology annotation, molecular function: ATP binding; protein binding; protein tyrosine kinase activity. The transcript has 16 exons. The coding region runs from base 305 to 4018 and encodes 1237 amino acids.
UUAAAAACAAUAAUCGACGUCAAAUUGAUGUCAGUUACACAUAAUGGCGGUGGUAGUGUUAUUUGUAUCAUUGGUUGUAUCCGGUAAUGUUUUUUAGAAUAUGUUUGAAUUCGGACCCCUGAUAUUUGUGUGUUACCUAUGAGACUGUAAUUACCGGGACCAUUUAUAAUAUUUUAUCUCAAUAUUCAUAAUGUGUUUUAUAUAUAAGUUUCGCUAUAACUGCCGUUAGUUAUUGAAUUAAAGUGUCUAGAGCGAGUGUUGCGAAGGGGCUUCUGAGUGAGGGUUGUGGCUCCCAACAGCCACGAUGGGGGCCCAGCAGGCAAAAGAACGCGGCUCUGCGAGCGGCGCCUCUAUUCGAUCAACGCGGAAUAAACCCCGUGUGCCAAAGGAUCCCCGUAUGCUUGGCUCAAAUAUAUUCACUGAACAUAGUGAAGCGUUGCUGCAAAGUCGGCCGCUUCCUCAUAUACCAGAUUUACCAGAUGGGGAGGCAGCCCCACCAGCAUUACCACAACCAUUGGACUCGGCGAACAGAUGGACUUCCAAAGAAAAUUUAUUGGCACAUCAAGAAGAAGAUGAUCCUCAGCUCUUCGUUGCGCUUUACGACUUCCAGGCUGGUGGAGAGAAUCAGCUGAGCCUGAAGAAAGGUAGGUUAUGUGAACAAGUGCGUAUAAUGAGCUACAACAAAAGUGGCGAGUGGUGUGAAGCGCACACUUUGGGCGGCGGUGUGGGCUGGGUGCCUAGUAACUACGUCACACCUGUCAACUCAUUGGAGAAGCACUCGUGGUACCACGGUCCAAUUGCUCGUAAUGCGGCUGAGUAUCUUCUUUCAUCGGGGAUCAACGGAAGCUUCCUUGUCCGUGAGUCUGAAUCGAGUCCCGGUCAAAGAAGUAUUUCUUUAAGAUACGAAGGACGAGUCUACCACUACCGUAUUAAUGAAGACUCCGAUGGAAAGGUGUAUGUGACGUCCGAAUCCAAAUUUGGGACACUAGCCGAACUAGUUCACCACCAUUCGGUUCUUGGCGAUGGUCUUAUCACCCAACUGCUCUACCCUGCGCCGAAGCGAAACAAACCAACUGUGUUUCCUCUGGCGCCACCUGACGAGUGGGAAAUUGAUCGCACCGAUAUUGUGAUGAAGCACAAGUUAGGCGGUGGCCAGUAUGGAGAUGUUUACGAAGCGGCGUGGAAGAGGUGUAAUAUGACCGUCGCAGUAAAAACCCUAAAGGACGAUACUAUGGCUCUAAAAGACUUUCUCGAGGAGGCAGCCAUUAUGAAAGAGAUGAGACACCCAAACUUAGUCCAACUUUUGGGAGUUUGCACACGUGAACCACCUUUCUACAUCAUCACAGAAUUCAUGAGUAGGGGAAAUCUUCUUGAUUAUCUUCGUACGGGAAACAGAGACCAUAUAGAUGCUGUGGUACUCAUGUACAUGGCCACGCAGAUCGCUUCGGGUAUGAGUUAUCUCGAGAGCCGAUCUUUCAUUCACAGAGACUUGGCGGCCCGCAACUGUCUCGUUGGUGAGAAUCACCUGGUGAAGGUGGCCGAUUUUGGUUUGGCGCGUCUCAUGCGUGACGAUACAUACACUGCCCACGCUGGUGCCAAAUUUCCUAUAAAAUGGACCGCUCCAGAGGGCCUGGCGUAUAACACGUUCAGUACCAAGUCUGAUGUUUGGGCCUUCGGUAUACUUCUAUGGGAGAUUGCUACCUACGGAAUGUCGCCGUACCCCGGUGUCGACUUGGCUGAUGUCUACCACAUGCUUGAGAAGGGCUACCGCAUGGAAUGCCCUCCCGGAUGCCCGGCGGCUGUUUACGAGCUGAUGCGUGGAUGCUGGCAGUGGAAUGCAUCCGAUCGCCCAUCAUUCCGCGAAAUCCACCACGCCUUGGAGCAUAUGUUCCAAGACAAUUCUAUUACUGAAGAAGUGGAAAAACAGCUUCAGGAGGGAUGUACAGGAACGCCUCAGAUGUCGUUGAAGAAGGCUGGUAGCAUCGGGGCGCAGACAUCAGGCGAUCGUGGCGUUCAAAUGCGUCGCCCGACUAACAGGCGAGGCAAGCAGGCACCGCAGCCACCCAAACGUACCAGUUUGUUGUCAUCAUGCAGCUCAUUUCGCGAGUCGCAGUAUGCAACCGAGGAGCAAACUCACGAUGAUGGGCUGGCUUCUCUCAAUGGUGGGGGUCGAGUUGGGGCUCGUGAGGCGUCAUCGGAGGGGUCUUUGGCAGAAGCAACUCCAGAUACUGAUGAGUCAGCGGGCGCUGUAGGCAUGAGUUUGGGCGCAGCAGAACAUCGCCACAGGCCGAAACGUCGCCACCACGGCCAUGGCGCUUCACACCAACAUCAGACAUCGCAUGACGUCCCUAAGCAGGGUGUACAAGUAGCAGCGCUUGAAGUUCAGAACGUGAAACGCGCAAUAAAUCGCUACGGGACACUUCCGAAAGGCGCUCGCAUCGGAGCCUAUUUGGAGUCGCUUCGUCAAAGUGGCGCCCCCUGCGCUCCGAGCUCGCCUCGCGAACCCCAACAAGAUGAAGCUAGAUCUCUAUCGCCUAAAACUGCCAGAUCUCAACCCCACAUGAUACGAUCAAAUUCUUCCGGGGGUGUAACUGCGCCUACGCCAGCUUCGCCCAGAGCGGCGCGUGCGGCUCCCCCUCUUAGAUCAUUCACCAACAGUCCUAUAAAACCCCGACCAAGGCUAGCUGAACUAGAGUUUCCCCCUCCUCCACCGGACCUUCCCCCUCCGCCCGAAGACACGCCGCAACCACCCCCACCGCCCCCACCCCCAGAUUGCUGCAACGCCGGCACCGACACGGCGGACAGACUAGAAACACCCACCGAAAUGGAAGAAAAACCAGCAAAACAAAUCAUGAAGGAAAUGCUGGAACUGAAGCUCGUCGCGGAAAUCAAAGAACGCGCCGACAAGAAGAAACAGAAACUCAAAGAGUCACCCCCUCAUGAAAUCCUCGAGAUGCACACAUCGUUCGGUGACCCCGUCACGAGAUUAGUUUCCGAGUUGUCGGAGAGCUUAAACAUGGAAGCCCUGCGAAAGGGUGACAAGAAGGAGUCCAAACCCGAGACGAAAGAAAAGGUCUCCCCAAUUGAUCUCAAAGCGAGUCUCAGGAAGACAUCGUACAAUAAUAAUAUGGACAAAAAGCCUGGUCUCGACACUAAGACCAACACAGACUUCAAGUCGCAACUAAAAAAGGUUGAGACCAACAGAGUAAACAAUACAAAGGAAUCUGACGAAUCGGGCAGAUCCAUAAUCGAUUUUAAAUCACGAUUGCGGAAAGUAGACAGCAAUUCGCCUUCUACUAACGGCCAAGUGAAGAAAGUUGAGAAUUCUCCAGAGGAUUCUAGAAAAGAUCUUUCUAGUAAAAGUUAUGAUUCCGAUAAGAAGAGGUCCGAGAGUGGAUCUUUAGAUACGAGUGGUGGUGAUGAAGAUGAUAAACGCCGUAGCACGGGUAGCAUAAGUAGCCUGAAGAAGCUAUGGGAGAGUAAGGAGAGUGAUGAACGCCUGAGUCCUAAAAUGAAGCCAAAAGAUGAGAUUGAUGAUGGAUCUCCUGAUGAUAGGUCAGGGCUAGGCCGUUGUGGCAGUUUGCAAACUCGGCGUGAUGAUAAGCCAGCAGUGGCCUGUAAGCCGUCCAUACGUGGACGGCCUUUGGGAAAAGGUGGUAUUUAUGCCACCCCUUUGGCUACAAAUCCAGAUAGUGAGGACAACGACGCUCUUGGUGCGUUAAGAAUGUCUUUGGAAUGCUGCACGAAUGAGGUCCGUCGUGGCUGUGGCGGAAGUGGUGGUCGCGGGUCAUUGUGGCGUCUUCAAACCUCCGAGCGACUCGCACGCCUAAGCAGUGCUUGUAUGUCUGCAGCUUCUACUGGCAGGUGCGCACCACAAAUGCGAGUGCAGCUAAGAGCUGCCGCUACGCGAUUGGAAUGUGAGGCUAGAGCCCUGGCUUCGCCGGCGCCUCAUCAUCAUCACCUGGCUGAUGGAGUGGAACAAGCACUCAGGGAUCUCGCUAAUAUUGUGAAUAGAUAAAUUCGCUUCUUUCGACUGCCACUUGAUUACAUCACAUCAAGCAACACUUGCUAUACUAUUCUUUAUAUUUUGUAUUAUUAACAUAUGCGUUCAAUUUUUUUGCUUAAUAUUGUAUUAAUAUUUUAAAAGAUAAUAUUAAGACUUAAGAAAUUUAUCGCUUAAGCUAGCUGUAUGCAGUUCUGAAAUACCUUAUCUUUAAAAUAUGUAAUGAAACAUUCGUGUUCAGUACUCGAAGAACACACAUUUCUGUGUCUGUUCAAGGGCAGUUAAUAUGUGUUUACCAAAUAGUUAUUUUUUUAUUAAAAAAAACUUAAAUUUGACAAAUGCUAUAUCCUAUAUUGCUUGUCAAUAUCUUAAAAAAACAUAAUAUGCGGAAAUUUUUAAUGACUGAAUCGCAAAAUCUUAACAUAAAAAAAUUAUUGUCACAAACCAAAUCAAUAUAAUUCAGAAUUAAUGAAUAAAUAAAUCUUGCUAAUAUUAUUGUAUAGCUGGAUAACACAAUUUAACUAUAUUACAGCAUAGUAUUACAUUUCAGUCAAGGCACUAUAGUAAUGGCGACGCAUUGUGUACUGAGCCUUCGGGUCACAAAUCAUAUUUAUCUGUCCCGCUCGCACUUACAGUUUUUAUUGUGAGGUGUAGUGAUGUGCUUUAGAAUUGUAGAGGUGCAUAUCGAUAACGGGAUAGAUACGAUCGAUCUAAAUUAUGGUAAUUAUGAAAUUAAGACGUAAUCAUAGAGAAACUGUAUAGAUCGUAAUGAGGCCCUGAAAAUUGACGUUUUUUACUUUUCUAGGGAUAUCUCUUAGUUCUUCAAAAAUCCUCAUCCGUGUCUUCGCCAUCUGUGUCAUCUUCCUAACUGGAACUAGCUAAGUAUCGGUUGCAUUGCGUGCACAUUCCUACUGUCAGCGACAUUUAUUGACCGUCGACUCAGUUUAAAAUGCGUCGAGUAUAACUAUAAAAAAUGGAUAACAACCAAAGACAUCCGUUUCAUAUUAAUUACCAGCAAAUACUCUUUAGUUUUAGUGUAUUUUAGUACAAAGGUUAUGAUUUACAAAAUUAAAGAUUAGUACAAGAUGAAUGUAAUUUAACAAUUUAGAAUUUGCGAACAUAUUCCUUUGUAAAGACUGAAGUGAAUAAUUUUGUAGUUGCAAACGAAUUAUAUGAAGGGCGCUAAAUUUAAUUUUUAAGUGUUUAUUGAUGUAAAGCUGAAGGAUUUUCGAUUGAGAACAAAAUAUUCAUUGAAUUUUGUCGCGACAAUAACGCCAUAUAAGUUCUCACGAAUUUAAUCAGAAACAAUUUUUUUAGUAAUUCAAUGUAAGGGAAAAAUUCCGAAGGCUUUACAGAUAUGAAAAUGCGCCAACGUUGUAGAUACUGCUAUAUAUUUAGGAGUCAUACGUAAAUGUGAUAAAAUAUCGAGAAUGUAUUACUUUGGGGUUUUUAAUGGCGGUUUUUUUUGCGUUCAUCCAGUGGCUCCUAAAUAUACUAGCAGCUAGUAACGCCCUUGUCUGCAUAAUAGACUCAUAAUAUGGGGGGGUCAAAGUCAAUAAGUUGAUGCAGUGUGUUUAUUUUUCUGUGCCAAAAAUUGGGAGUGUUGAGGAGUCGCAAAUACUCUUUAAGUAUGUAAGUAAGAAACAAGACCUUGAAAGUCUAAAACUCACAGACAAUUGCGAACUGUCGUCUGCCAAGUAUACUGCCAGAUUGAGUUCGUACUCACUUGUCUAUGAGUCUUGGCCUAAGCUCACAUUAUCUGACGCAAAAGAUCGGUAGAAUAAUUUAAAUCACAGGUUGCUUACAAUUGUACUAGCGCAUCACGUCGCGCAAGCGUCAAGAUGGCGUCCGAUAUGAUGAGCUUUACAGUUCAAUUUAUAAUAAUAAGUGAGAAUGACCUAAAUUUUGUACCUUCGAGGUCGUUUCAUUCCAUAGUAAGUAGGUUUAGUGAUUGCAUUUAGCCUCACCGAAUGUUGUAUGGGAUAUUAUAUUAACAUUUUCAACAAUAUUUCGGCUCUUUCGCGGUUCUUACACAGCUCAUAUAACUUAUUUCAAAGAACUUUAGCUACCAGAAUGCCAGUUGUUGUAAACAAUUUAAUUUUGUAGCAUUUACAACGAAAACAUAAUUCACUAGUACUAUUUUUUUAAACAAAUUAGCUUUUUUAGUAUCAAAUUCUUUAAUUCCAAUGUCAACAUUAAAAUAACAGAAUUUUUCACAAAUAAUGAGCUGUGAUAUGAAAGAAGCAUCUUCCGACUCUUGCAAACAUUCCUGUCGCUUUCCCAUCUAUUGCCUCCUACCGCUCUAGCAUUUUUGUAUAUUAAGUAUUUUCGGACCAACAGUCAUGAUUAUUUUCAAAUCGGUCCCUCGUGAACCGUUGGUUGGCCUAUUUUCGUCAAUUUUAUAAUUUUUUUUGGACCCCGGGUUAAGCUAAUAUAAGAUUUCUAUUUAAGUUAGCGUGCUGUGAUACGGCUUCUUAAUCGGAAUAUGCUCAACAGGUGUUUAUUUUUUCUUUUUUUUUCAUUAUAUUUAUCGAAAUUAUUUAAGAUAUCUUAGGUGAAAUACUAUAUAUAGGUAACCAUUUAUAUAAAACGUUAUUUAACAGGAUAUGCUAGUCUUUAUUAUUACAAAUUGUAAGGAUACGUAAGUAUUAUUUGCGUACAUCACUAUUAUCAGUCAUCGUAAGGUUUUGUAUUUCCCAAAUAAAAUAUUAAGUACUCCUAUCCCCUUCAUAAAAACUAAAUCAGUGUACUCUUAAGACUACCUUUGUCUCUUUCUUUCUAAUUGUGUUUACGCUGCAUUGAAAAGAGAGGUGUUUUAGUUCAAACGCUUGUUGCACCGUUUAGUUUUUAUAGGGUGUAAGAUUGUAGAUAACGCUUAACCGUAUAUGCCGUUCGGCCUUAGAGACUAUUUACUGGAACAUUUGCGUGUAAUAUUAUUAUAUGGAGCACUCUGAAUCAGUUCAAUGGGAUUGGACCGAAGGUGAGCUCAAUAUACGAAUUUAUGAGGGAGGUGUGCGAUGUGAAAACGUCUUUUGAAUUUAUAGAUUCCCGUUAUGACCCGUGAAACAUACCGCCUUAUUAUUGUCUAUUUGACAAUUGAAAACAGUGAAAUAAGUUACGAUUAAGGUAUUGGUCAUACCUUGGAAUACUCAGCUCAGAAUAGGAGAUAAAUUUAAAUAAGUGGACAAAAUUACUAAUACUGUACAGGUUUAAAAGACGUUUUACGUUACGUUAGUAAAGCAAAAACGGGGGGGGGGGGGGGGUUGUAUGAAUAUUAAUUGGACUGCGUUCAGAGAUAUGCGCCAUUAUUACUCUACUUCAAUGUCUAUUUAAUUAUAAUAACGUAUAUUUUCUAUAGAAGUUGUAAUAUCCUGUAUUUUCUAAAAUUAUAUUAAGUUAUUUACCAGUGAUCAAAUAUCGUAACUUGUGUGUUAUAUUGAUGGAAUUAUGUAUAUUUAUUUGAAUUAAAAAUAUUUUUCUUUUUCUUUAUAUGCAUUUAUUUUACAAACAUCAUUAAUGAGUUGGAAUCUUUUAUGAAACAUAACGUCCUUUAAAAGAAAAGCUUUUUAAAGAGAAGCAAAGGGUUGUUUUUAACACCUCAAUAUAACACAUAGAUUAAUGGCUUUAUUAUAAAACGCGGUAUGUAUAGUCUACGUUUUGUAAUAAGGCUGUAUGAUUUUACCACAUUGUAUAUAGUAGUUCCAGCUUUGUACACUUAGGAGUUAUAGCUACAUUAACGAUUCGUUACUCAUCAAACAAAUUGUUUUAACUAUCCGUUAAUGUAUGGUCUUAGUAUGGUUGGUACUUGAGUGAUUUUUUAUUGAUUAUAAUUUUAUGCAAUAAUCUUUUAUACGCGGUAUUGAUAACAUGUCAGAUAGAUGUUUAAGCAUGACGAUAUUUCGGGUCCCAGUAAACUUUUCUUAUGGCGCUUUGUCGUAUAUGGCGUUUUUUUUACAAUAAAAAUAGUUUUCUUCAAAUUUUCAAACAUUUAGAAGCAAAAUCCCUGAUAUGGUAUUCAUAUGCCAUUUUAUUUCGAUUUGUAUUAAUAUAUUUUUUUUCAUUUGCAGCAAGUCCUUACCAUACUAUGCUACUAAUUUGUAUUAAUGCUCUGGAGUUUUACCAUGAACUCAUUUACAGGUAUAAAUUCUCAUAAUUACGACUAUAUAUAAGUACCGUUGACACAAAAUGAUACCUGCUUUCAAGCUCAUGGUGACCCUGCAGAACAUUGAUUCCACUUACAGGUGUAUCCAUUCGAUCUCUACUUCUCUGUAUCAUUAUAGCUAAUAGAAUCCAAAGAUAGUAAUUGAUUACAUGCGAAAGGUUGAAAUUGUAAUGUCAAAUAAAGUUUUUCUUUAA